UUGUUAUUCCAGCAGGGAGCAGCAUUACCGGCUUUUUCUGUCGUUUCCCCCAUUCUCCACCAGUCCAUCAGAACCCUAAUAACAACACUACGCAAUCACAAUGUCAGCACAAGCAACGUUCGUGCAGCGCGACUGGGAAAACCGCGAGCUUGUCGAGGAGAUCAGCUCGGCCGUCAAGCGGAUUGCGAGCUUCCUGACCACCUUUGAUUCGUCCACUCGAUACCGGUUGGCAGCACUGAACGAGAAGCUCUCGCAGCUCGAGCGCCAAGUCGACUACCUGGAUGCACGGGUUGUGAAUGUCGACGCUGCGAAUUCGUAAAGAGCUGGAGUCGUCUCUGCUCCAGCUUUCAGUUGUUUUUGUUGUUGUACAUGUCUGUCUAUCUCUGUCCGCACGGAGAGUGUUCGAGUCGUCAGCUUUUGUGAAUUUUCGUGCCUUUUUCGCUGCCAUUUUGUUUCCUCGAAUGCAAGUUUUCUCUUCAGCCUCAAUCGCAG
Capsaspora owczarzaki ATCC 30864 is the source of this 492-nucleotide messenger RNA. RefSeq lists its product as hypothetical. NCBI's taxonomy places the organism in Eukaryota, Filasterea, Ministeriida, Capsasporidae. The transcript has 3 exons. The record is from RefSeq and is a predicted model, not a curated record. Gene Ontology annotation, cellular component: SCAR complex. Gene Ontology annotation, biological process: regulation of actin polymerization or depolymerization; actin filament organization; cell motility. Bases 101 to 319 code for a protein of 72 amino acids. Gene Ontology annotation, molecular function: protein-containing complex binding.